Molecule: messenger RNA, 8444 nt
Organism: Tympanuchus pallidicinctus (lesser prairie-chicken)
Lineage: Eukaryota; Metazoa; Chordata; Aves; Galliformes; Phasianidae
Gene: LTK
Product: leukocyte receptor tyrosine kinase
Exons: 28
Coding region: 76-4308 (1410 amino acids)
Biological process (GO): cell surface receptor protein tyrosine kinase signaling pathway; protein phosphorylation; regulation of cell population proliferation
Cellular component (GO): membrane; signaling receptor complex
Molecular function (GO): ATP binding; transmembrane receptor protein tyrosine kinase activity
Source: RefSeq, a predicted model, not a curated record
UCCUGUUCUGGAUCACAUGAAGUAAACUCUUCUACACCAAAUCCACCUGAGAAGUUCUCCCUGAUAAGAAAUAGGAUGGUGUCAUUUCGUCAGCCUUCUGAACCAGAAAUCUCUUGUAUCAUCACCUCAAGCUGCUCAUGGAUGACAUCUACAGAUAGUUUUGGAAGACCAGACUGGGUAUUGUCUUCAGUCAGUGUCCUGGUAUCUCAGGAGAGGCAGCAGCUGCUUCUGGAAAACAGCUCCUCCCAAGGAGGUGUUGAAGGAGGCAUUUUCCUUCUGAACAUGAGUAGGCUGCCAGAUAGAUGCAAGUUCAGCCUGCACAGCCCAAUCCUGCCUGGGAGCGUGGACUCUUGUUUGCUGGAACUAGCUGUAUAUUCACAGGAUGCUGUUCCUCUCCUCCAGAGAUUCACAGUUGAAAUCAGAUAUGUGGACACUAACAGAAAUAUAAUAAUUUCUCUGAAAGUUGGCCAUGAAGAGGAUGCUGGGGUGAAAUGGAAAUCCAUGAUGGCUCAGAUUGGCCGAAUAGAAAGACCGUUUAAAAUCACCUUGCUGUAUUCAAACUGUGGAGCACAAGAGGCUGGACUACUGGCAGUGGGCUCCUUGCAGCUCACAAACUGCUUCCAUGAUAAAGAAAACCCAGAUCUUUCUAUAUACAACAAAGGCUCUUCCUUCCCCUGCCUUCACGGAGGCUGUGUUAGCCACUUACAAAUCUGUGAAUUCAUCAGUGAUUGCCCUACCAAAGAAGUAGAAGGAGUAAGAUGUGAUAGUCUCCCAGAAGGUUCACAUUGCUCUUUUGAAGAGGGUUCAUGUGGCUGGACACUGAAUGAAACUGCAGCAUUUCCUUGGUCUAUCAGUGGCUUUAAUGAAAUGAUUCACAAUGGUUCAUUUGUAGGGUCUACCUUGCAAGCUACUGCAGGACACUUCCUCUAUCUGCGAGCAGAUAGCAAUCAGACAAAUGGCAUCGCCAAGGCUUUCAGUACCAGCUUGCCAGCUGGUAUUGCUACUGAAGAUUACCAGAUCCAAUUCUCAGUGCAUGUUUUUGGCAGCUACAAUGGUACCAUCUCCUUCUCUGUCAGGGAAGAAAAAAAUGGAGUUCCAGUUACCUUGCCAAUGUGGGAAAGAGCAGGGAGCUGGAGCGAUCAUUGGUUUCUCAUCACUUUACCAAUGCCAGUGCUACAGAACAGGUUUCAACUGCAACUCCUGGCAACCUGGGGUUGGAAUUCCCAAGCUGACAUUGCUAUCGACAAUAUUACAUUUGGAAUGAACUGCUUUGCUGAUGGAAGACAGCCAACUCAUUUUAGUGGAAAGCGUCAGUAUCCACGGGAGAUCAGUAGCCCUGAUGAGCAUCUUCUGAAUCCCCUGGAAGAGCCCUCCCUCCCAGGGGACACGUCCGUUGUUCUUUGGUGGUUCUCAACAUGUGGUGCCAGUGGUCCCCAUGGGCCAACUCAAGCUCAGUGUGACAAUGCGUACAGGGGCAGCAAUGUGUCGGUGAUUGUGGUGAAGGAGGGAAGGCUCCGAGGAGUGCAAGUCUGGAGAGUGCCAGCCACAAAUCGAUACAGAAUUUCUGCCUAUGGAGCAGCUGGAGGAAAGGGAGCCAAAAACCACAAUGAGAGGUCCCACGGGGUCUUCAUCUCGGCCACCUUCCAGCUGGAGAAAGAUGAGCUGCUGUACAUCUUAGUGGGGCAGCAGGGGGAGGAUGCCUGCCCUGGGGCCAAUCCUCAGACCCAGAAGAUCUGCUUAGGGGAGUCAUCUGUCAUUGAAGAAGAUUACAAAAAAAAAAAGGACCUGAAGGACUGGGCUGGAGGAGGUGGGGGUGGAGGAGGAGCAACCUACAUCUUCAGACAGAAGGAUGGGAUUUUCGAACCUUUGCUCAUCGCAGCAGGAGGAGGAGGAAAAGCCUAUCUGAAGGCUCAGGACAACUCCUUGGAUGACGUACCUCUGGAGCAGUUUGAGAACAGCACUGCAGUACCGGGAGUCAGUGGAAGAACUGGGGCAGCAGGUGGAGGUGGUGGUUGGCAAGAUGUGACUCUGCUUCCUCAAGCUGGGAAGUCCCUCUUGGAAGGUGGAGAAGGGGGUCAAGCUUGUCACCAAGCAUUAGCCAAGCUCCAGUGGGCUACCUCUGGUGGUUUUGGUGGUGGAGGAGGAGCCUGUACUUCUGGUGGAGGAGGUGGAGGUUACAGAGGGGGGCAUGCCUCUAACAAUGAUGAUAUCACAGCUAGUGGGCAGUAUGGCAUCUCAUUUGUGAAUCCCAUUGGAGAGAUCUUCUUGCAUCCCCUUGCAGCCGUGGAGAAUGAUGGUGAGGUGGAGGUUCAGAUAUACCUUAACUGUAGCCACUGCCACUCAGACAACUGUAAGAGAGACCCUGACACCAACCUACCUGUCUGCCAAUGUGAGAUGGGGGCUGUGCUAGCCAAUGACAAUGUUACCUGCACUGUGCCACAGGGUCAUAUCCCAGAGGGACAUCUGCCUCUCCCACUCCUCCUAGCUGUGGUGGCUGUGAUUGUGGUGCUCGGAAUGAUCCUCACUGGUGGCAGCCUAUCUAUCAUUUAUCACCUGAAGAAACAGCAACUGGAAGGAGCCAGAGCACGACUGCAGAGCCCAGAAUAUAAACUGAGCAAAAUCCGCACAUCAGCCAUCAUGACAGAUUACAACCCCAACUACUGCUUUGCUGGGAAGGCUGCCACUCUGAGUGAGCUGAAGGAGAUCCCACGGAAGAACAUCUCUCUGCUUCGGGCACUCGGACAUGGUGCGUUUGGUGAGGUUUAUGAAGGAACAGUGGUAGGCAUUGCAGGGGAUCCCAAUCCUCUCCAGGUGGCUGUUAAGACACUGCCAGAAGUCUGCUCUGAGCAAGAUGAGAUGGAUUUCCUGAUGGAAGCACUGAUUAUCAGUAAGUUCAAUCAUCAAAAUAUUGUGCAGUGCAUUGGUGUUAGCCUGCAGACGCUGCCUCGCUUCAUUCUGCUUGAGCUCAUGGCUGGAGGAGAUAUGAAAAGUUUUCUUCGACAGAAUCGACCCAGAGCGAAUCAACCAUCCACACUAACAAUGCAGGACCUGCUGAACAUAGCUAGGGAUAUCGCCUGUGGCUGUAAAUAUCUGGAAGAGAAUCAUUUCAUACACAGAGAUAUAGCUGCAAGGAAUUGCCUUCUGACCUGCACUGGAGCAGGUCGAAUAGCCAAAAUUGGUGACUUUGGGAUGGCCAGAGAUAUCUACAGAGCAAGUUACUAUCGCAAGGGAGGAAGAGCCAUGCUUCCUGUCAAGUGGAUGCCGCCAGAAGCUUUUCUAGAAGGCAUUUUUACCUCCAAAACUGAUACCUGGUCCUUUGGUGUUCUUCUCUGGGAGAUUUUCUCUCUAGGCUACAUGCCCUAUCCCUGCAAAACUAAUCAGGAAGUGCUGGAAUUUGUCACCAGUGGAGGAAGAAUGGACCCACCAAAGAACUGCCCAGGGCCUGUGUACCGCAUCAUGACGCAGUGCUGGCAGCACAGCCCAGAAUACCGGCCAAACUUCUCUACCAUCCUGGAAAGAAUCAAGUACUGCACGCAGGACCCUGAUGUGAUCAACACAGAGCUGCCCAUGGAGUGCAGCCCAGCACCAGAGGAUGAAGGGAACACAGUUGUGCGCCCAAAUGUUUCCAGUGGGAUAGUGCCCCUGUUGGUGAGCCCUUCUCUUACACCUCAGAUGACACCUAAAACCCUGGAUUCCCACCGUCCUGGGCAAAAACUUGUACAAUGUCCACAAGAGCUGCUGGUGGAAAACCUCAGCAGCCGGGCUGCUCGAGGGCCCAGCCUGCCAUGCCUCAGUGAUUUCAGCGCAUCCUGGAUCCAGACUUCAAACCAGAAGUUAGAAUUCAGCAAUCCAUCAACCCACAGACUGAAGAACAAAACUAAAAACCUUUGGAAUCCAACCUAUGGAUCAUGGGUGCUAGAGAACGUCUGUCACUUAAGCCCCACCUCCAAACUGAAAGCAACUCCAGAGCGAGAAGAUUCAGGCUUUGAUGGAAAUUGCAGUUCUUCUCCUAGUUCUCGGGCAUCUCCAGCAUCUCCAAGUCGAAGCAACUGCCCUCACUUAGACAUUGGUGGGAUCGAACUGGUGAAACUCCAGACUUUCCCCUGUGGUAAUGUAAAUUAUGCAUAUGAUGAUCUGUGCUAUAGCACUGAUCACCCACCAUCAGUUUUGACAGGGGUCAGAGCAGCUGUGCUAAGGAGCUCCAGUCUGCAUACAGACGAGAAACCUUUUUAUAAAACAGAUAAAGCAGCAAGAGAGAGGGACUCUGGUCUGUCUUUGUCAGAUGAUCUGAGUGUUACACCCGUAUAACAGAAAAGAUUCAUCCAAAUAUCAGAGAAUGUAAGUGUUUCUGGAAGGGCAAACUUGAACUGCUUCUUAUUUCACUUACUUUCUCCAUGUAAGUUCCUUUAGAGGGGUGAUGUUUUGACAUCAGCAAUGAUCUUCUUCCUCCUUCUACCUGCCAGAUCCCCAGAUCAUUACAGACAGUUGCAUUUCUACUUCUGUCCACCGACUGUGUUCCAUUGGACCAACUUAGUUGUAGAGAAAACAGUAUUGCUGCUCUGAAUCAGCAUACAGUACCUAACAAAAGACCUCUUUUUCAAUCAGCUCAGGUGAAAAGAAAUAGACUUAUUGUCCAACCAUAGUGUUUGGAUGGAAAUAAUGACCAACAUAGGCUGCUCUUCUUUCUGACCUUAGAAACCAAAAAUGCAUGCUGUGCCAGCAGUGAGCAACUUGUGAAGACCUGCUGUGUUUCCUUGAGCUUUCUACUGUCCUGAGGACUUGCCUAAUGAUGCUCACAUAGUGACAGGAAAGUAAACGAAUAGCAGCCACAUUUUCAUCUGUUUAAUAGCAGACCGUUUGAAAAACAUGAUGUUACUGCUUAAAUUGGAAGCAGCAAGAAGGAUGAAAAAAAAUCCAGGAUCCUCUGAGCAUGCAUUUUGAAAACAAGCAAUGAAGAGGAAAACAAACUGACGAUUGGAAAAAAAUAGAGAGUGAAGCUGAUGGGAUCUCUUUGAAUAACAAGGAAAAUGUGCUGCUUGCCUCAUGGUGUUGUGUUCUUCACUGCUCCUGGUGUGGAAGGGGCAGGCGGCUUUCCAAGAAAGAGUGAGCUGACGGGGGUGAUGGGAAAUGGACUAUCUUCAUCUUUUAAUGGACUUUAUUUGGGAUGGACUUCAUUUUUGUAAGUACUUUGAUACAUGGCAGUAAUUUCCUGUGCUAUGAUGAUAAGCGUUACUCAUGUUCUAAGGUAAUGGUAGAAUUUGGUAGGCUGUAGCUGGUUGCAAUUUUCAUAUCUACUUCUUUGAAGUAGAAACAGAGUAAUGCAAGGGAGCAGAGUGCAGACAACCUGCUUAAUACAGACAUCGCCCAAUACAACGCCCCUUUUACAGCAAGGCAAAAUAGCUCAGCCACUUCAGAAAGCUGUAACUAUGACGUUGCUUCACACACAGAUUGUCUUUCUCUUUAACCUUUCUAGCAUACAGAGUUGCUGGUUAAUGUAGUUGAUUUUUUGCAAAACUAUUUCUAAGGCUAUUUUCCGUUAUGUAGGGUCUAAACAGAUGCUUACUGGUUAAAGCCUGGAGCCUGGAAAAGUAAAUAACUUGGUUUAAGCCUGAGCAGUCUCACAUAUUUUGUACCUGUCCCACUCCUGUGUUGUGCAUGACCAACCUGCAGUGGCAAACUACAUGCUGCCUUUACAUGUAAUCAAGUUGUGUGCCACGAUGUUGGCUAUAGAUUCCAUCUUGUUCUCUUCCAAAAGAGAUGAGGUGCCCCAGUACAAGCUACACACAUAGGAAAUAGCUGUAUGCAUACAGUGUAAAGAUGUGGUUUAGCAGGAUAGAGAUUGCUUUGAAGACAAACUUCAUUUCCUCUAUGUCUCUGAGGGCAGGAUACUCUGAUAUGUCGUACUGAAUAGCACAGAGUGGAGAGUUGUGAAUCCAUCCUUGUCAGUGGAGUGCUUUUUCAGUUCAGGUUUAAUGCUUUCCUUAUCUGGCUUUGUACUUGUUCCCAGCUUCCUGUAGUCUUAGACCUUAAGCUUGAGAAUGAGUAGUUUUAUGUAUUCUGAUUUCCAGAUCCUACUGACGAUGAUGAUUCUUUUAGCAGUGAGCUGUAUAGCAUGGAAAAAAUUCCAAAUCCACGUUGUGAAGUUACAAGUUAUCAGCGUGGUAUUACUCAUGCUUUUAGCCCAUUGUCUGUCCUACCUUACAUCCAGGAACUGCUACAGCCAGGUUAGACGAGGUAGAUUUAGCAGGAAAUUAGGGUACUCAUCCUUUCCCCUUGUAGAGGCUAACAUUUCUGGUUAUGUCGCAGGCAGCCCACCUCUGCAACCUGCUUGUCAAGAAUAAACAGACCUAAUCUUGGCUGGCUGGAUUACAGCAGCUCAUCUAUAUACAAUAAUGUUAGCAUUCCAGUGAGAAGCAGGCAGGAUCCCUGCUGAGCUCACUUUGAGCUACUGUUGUUUUUCACAUAUGCAGCAUUUGCUUCAACUUCAUUCAUAAAUUUAGAGAAGCCAAUAUUGAUAAAACUACAUGAGGCAUUGAAAAGUAAAGUGACAAAAGUAAAGCGAGAGCAGAGCAAAGUCGGAACUAUAGUUUCCACUACUCACCAGUGCUACAGGUGGGUCUUGCAUGCAGCUUAAUUUAUUCACAAAAUGUAAGCAAGUCCAUCAGUCUAGCACUUCGGACAACACAGAUGUUUUCAAUGAAUAGUUAAGUCAGUAUACUUAUAUAUACAGGAAGAACAGGGAAAAAGCUCCACUGAACUACAGUAAACCUCCAUCCAAGCCCAGUAUCUUAUCUCUAAUAGUGACCAAUAGGGUGUUGAAGGGCACUUGCAAGAGCAGAAUAAGCAUGCAGUUAUUAUCCCUUACAUGUAUGUUGUUAGUUUACAACAGCAUGUAGCUCAGGGUGUACUGAGUCAGAUGCAGUGUCUCCUAACAAGACAGAAGGUGGAUCUGCGCAGACCAAAUGGGCACUGAAAGAACUGGCUGAGAACUUUAAGCAUCUGCAUUAGCAACAUGCUUUUUAUGUGUUCUUACCUCCCUCAAAUAGAAAUAAAGGUAAGCAAACUUCUGUCAACACAGACACCAUCAAUCUCUGACCCGUAAUAGCUUUUCUGUGUUUAUCUGAUCUCUUAGAUGCUUUUCAAAAACCUCAUAGUAAAAAUUUUAAAUGACAAUACAGGAGGAAAUAAUGCUAACACUGCUCCUACUGCGAUACAAUAAGCUGUCCAAAAUAGGUUUAUUAAAAAGAAAAAUAACUCUAAAUGAUGUAUACUACAACCAAGCACUAAUUCCUACAAUUCUUAGACUGUUAAUACAACCACAGAUUUCAGUGUCCAAAUUUUUCCAUUUCAAAAUACCACUUACUUGAAAUAGUCUUUUAAGGAGAUGCACAGUGCAUAAUGAAUGAGUUUAACCCAUACUGUCAAAAUUAGAUUACCUGGGCAACUAAAACCCAAAAAACCGAUUUUGUUACCGAGAGGAAUGACUCGAGCUGGAGACUGGCAUUAUUUAGUCACGUAAUCCAUACGGAAAGUCUUCCAACAGCUCCCCAGUGAAGAAUCAGCCCUGUAUAGGAAUACUAUAAAUUGUUCUUCCCUUUGGGUGUCUACAUUUUAACAAAGACUAUCUACCACCUCAGUUCUAGAUGUGUGUAUAUAGAGAUGUUUUUUUCUUCUGGAUUUUGCAUUAGUACUUUAUGUUCCUUCAUGCAGCCUCACACCUACAUUAUAAGAGAACUGUAAUAACAAAAAAUGAAAUAAUUUGUCUAUUUUUUCUUUUCACAUUUCUCUCCUCUACUUCCAGAGUUUUGCAUCUUCAUUUUCCCUUUAAACAGGCAGAAUUUUUAACUGUGCACAGAUUUAAGGUUUCCGCUUAUAUCAACCCUUUUCCCCAGGUAAAUUCUCCACUUACUUGCCAGCGGGCUGGUGUACACUGAGACAGUUGCACAGAUAUAAUUACAAAGAUAUGGGCUUUUGCAAGUAUAACUUAUUCCACCUCCAAUACCCUCCUACUCCUUACCUGAAAAAACACAACUCUGCUGCUGGGAAUAUGGUUUUCCCCAAAGUACGUGCAUCUCUGCAGCAGUGUGAGCCAGGAACCACUCUUCUUCAAACCGCUGAGCAGCAGCGCUAUGCCAGACAAGUUCUCUCCUGCAGCUGUGGCAUUGCUCUUCCUGCUCCUAGCUGCCUACCCUUCCCAAUCUGAUGCAGAGACCUUAGGCAUGACAUCACUAACAUCUGCUAGUCUCAUCACACGACACUUUUGCUUAAUUGAACCAGUUCUGAUUUGUCGUUACCUCUGAACACAGCAGCACUUCUUGUCAACUUACCUUUUUGGGUGACUACUGUGCAUAAAUAGAUGACAAGCCUGCUUCUAUGCAAUUUCAAGUUGGACAAAUGUAUACUUUAUAUUUGCAACACAAAAUAAAGAGACGCCAGUGCUGACU